Oryzias melastigma (Indian medaka) is the source of this 1303-nucleotide messenger RNA. RefSeq names its product ureidopropionase, beta (gene upb1). The transcript has 10 exons. NCBI's taxonomy places the organism in Eukaryota, Metazoa, Chordata, Actinopteri, Beloniformes, Adrianichthyidae. The record is from RefSeq and is a predicted model, not a curated record. Gene Ontology annotation, molecular function: beta-ureidopropionase activity. The coding region runs from base 100 to 1248 and encodes 382 amino acids.
GCAUUAUAGAUUAUAUAACAGGAGGAACAGAGAAAGUGUGCAAACCGGUGAUUCGUGCUGCUUCCUCUGCUGCUGCUGUGGAGCUCUGGACCUGUGAAAAUGUCCUGUGAGUUUGAGUCCCUGGAGAAAUCUCUGGAGUCGCACCUUCCCGAGGCCGAGCUGGCGGAGGUGAAACGGAUCUUAUUUGGGAAGGAAACUGUGAAGCUGGACCUGCCUGCGUUUGCGCUGGAAGCUGCUUCUGAGCGAGACUUCGAGCUGAAAGCCUUCAAGUUUGACGCCUCGCAGGAGCAGCUUAGACCACCCAGAAGAACCAGAGUCGGGCUGGUUCAGCACAAGAUUGUUCUGCCAACUGAUGCUCCAGUCUUGGACCAGAUCAACGCCAUCCACAGUCGAGUUGGUGAGAUUGUGGAGGUGGCGGCCAUGUGUGGUGUGAACAUCAUCUGCUUUCAGGAAACCUGGACCAUGCCCUUUGCUUUCUGCACCCGUGAGAAGGAACCAUGGACCGAGUUUGCAGAGUCUGCAGAGGAAGGGAACACAACGCGCUUCUGCCAGGAGCUGGCCAAAAAAUACAACAUGGUGAUCAUUUCUCCAAUUCUGGAGAGAGAGGAGCUGCACGGAAAACUGUGGAACGCAGCGGUGGUGAUCUCCAACUCUGGGAAUGUGCUGGGAAAGAGCCGGAAGAAUCACAUUCCCAGAGUGGGAGACUUUAAUGAGUCCACAUAUUACAUGGAGGGAGACACCGGCCACACAGUGUUCCAGACACAGUUUGGGAGAAUCGCCGUCAACAUCUGCUACGGACGCCAUCAUCCACUCAACUGGUUCAUGUUCAGCAUGAACGGAGCCGAGAUCAUCUUCAAUCCCUCUGCUACAGUCGGAGGACUCAGCGAGCCCAUGUGGUCGAUAGAAGCCAGAAACGCUGCCAUAGCCAACCACUGUUUCACAUGUGCAAUCAACCGUGUUGGAACAGAAACCUUCAAAAAUGAAUUCACAUCAGGGGAUGGAAGGAAAGCUCACCAUGAAUUUGGACAUUUCUAUGGGUCCAGUUACGUAGCAGCUCCUGACGGAAGCCGCACUCCUGGGCUCUCCAGAACCCGAGAUGGACUGCUGGUUGUGGAAAUGGAUCUGAAUCUGAACAGACAAGUCAGUGACAAGUGGAGUUUUAAGAUGACUGGACGCUACGCGGAGUACGCUGAGAAACUCACCAAGGCGGUUGGUCAGGACUUCAAACCCAAAAUUAUAAAGGAGUGAAACAGCUCGAGCUCAUAUCUGCUGUCCAUUUGAAUAAAUGAACGCAAAAGUUCAA